CCUCACGCUGACUCAGCAUGUCUGCAGCUUUAUAAGGAGGCGGCGAUGCUCAGUCCGUUACCACUGAGACGAUGGCCUGGCUGCUCCGCAUCUCCUGCAUCCUGCUCUGCUGCCCGGCGCUGCUGCAGGGCAAAGCUUCAGAGUACCAGCUGGACUCGGAGACCCUCAGCCAAUGUGAGUCACUGAGGGGCGUCGCUGUUGCCAAGCAACAAGAUCACAUCCCUCACUGUGCAGAGGAUGGCAGGUUCAGACCUGUACAGUGCAGUGGGCGGAGUCAGGAGUGUUGGUGUGUGGAUGCUGAAGGUCAGGAGGUCGCCGGGACUCGAACCAACAGCUCUGCGCCUCAUUGUCCGACCGCCUGUCAGCUGCAGUCGCUGCUGCGCUGUUCUGCUUCAGGCCAGUUUGAGGAGGUGCAGUGUGAGUCCAGCAGGGGGCAGUGUUGGUGUGUGGACCAGGACGGCAUGGAGCUGUACGGGACCAGACAGAACGGCCGACCCGCCCGCUGUCCUGGCAGCUGUGAGGUGAGGACGAGGCGUCUCCUCCACACCUCCAUGUCUCCUCCUCCUCCUCCUCCUCAGUGUGAUGAAGGCGGCAGCUUCCUCCCUGUUCAGUGUAAAUUCAUCAACACCACAAACAGAGCAGAGCUGGACCUGCUGCACGCAUUCAACAGGUUUCCUGAAGCCUUCGAGACGUUCAGUAGUUUCAGGAAGUUUUUCCCGCUGCUUUCUUCAUACUGUUUCUGUUCAGACAGCAGAGGAAGAGAGAUGGAAAACACAGGUAUGGAGCUGCUGCUGUCUGAGGUGUACGACUCGGCGUUCUCAGGUCUUCGUUCUGGUCGCUCCUUCGCUCAGACCAACAUCUACAGGGUCCUGCAGAGGAGGAUGCUGGGAGUUCGGCUCGCCCUCACCGGACACUUCAGAUGUCCUUCUCCAUGUGAGGAGGAGCGGCGGGCGGCGAUGGCGGCGUCCAGCGUCUUCGUUCCGUCCUGUGAGUCCGACGGAUCCUUCACCUCCACACAGUGUCAGCAGGGGGGGCAGUGCUGGUGUGUCGACCCCACAGGCAGAGAACUUCCUGGGACGCGACAGUUUGGAGACUCCCUGGUCUGCCGUUCUGGUCCGGUCGACUGCCUGUCUCAGCGUCGCCUGGCUCUGUCCCGGCUCUUCUCCGGUCCGGUUGAACCUCCUCUCCAGACCUCCUCUGACAGAUCUCCAGCCUCCUGCCUCUCCCUCCUCCGUCCCCUCAGGAACAUCCUGCCAGCAGAAAUGGAUCCGACUUCCUUCCUCUCAAGCCUGGUUCAGGUCCUCCACGGUCUCCUGCCCUCGGUGGGCGGGGCUCUGCAGGCUCUAACCCGAUCCUCGCCACAGCGCCUCCAGGAGAACCUGUUUGGAGGAAAGUUCCUGAAGAGCGCUGCAGCCUUCAACUUCAGCGGGUCGGUGGGAGCUCAGGGAGCUCUCGGUCUGGGCCAGCUGUCCUCUCAGACCACCGUCCUGCAGAAGAACCGGGACCUGGUCCAGUCCGUCAGCAGGGCCCUGGAGGAUGCCACCUUCCUGUCCGCCCUCCAGAACACUCUGAUGGGUCUCAGCAGCUCUCAGUCUGCCUCACUGCAACAGGUUCUGACUCCUCUGCUGCGUUCCUGCUCUGGUGACCAGGAGGGUGAAGGUUCUAUCUUUGUUCCCAGCUGUACGUCCAGCGGUGGUUUCCAGGACAUCCAGUGUGGCGGUGCAGAGUGUUGGUGUGUCGACUCUCAGGGUCAGGAGGUCACCGGGUCGCGGACCGCCGGCCGUCGGCCUCGCUGUCCGACCCACUGCGAGAAGGCCCGAGAGCUGGCCCUGAGGGUCAGAUCAAACAUGGCUGCCGGCGCUGAAAUCCACAUCCCAGCAUGUUCGGAGGACGGAAACUUCCUGCCGCUGCAGUGCGUCGGAUCACGCUGCUUCUGUGUGGACGCUGAGGGGAAGACGAUGAUCGGCGGACCAACAGGGGGCGCCGUCACAUGUUCAGAGAAAAUGACACAGAAUCUUCAGUCCUCUGCAGGUCGGUGCUCGCAGGCGUUGGCUGAGGUCACAGCUUUCAGACAGGAAGUGAAGAACAUCAUCGCCCUCUCAAACUCCUCCCACCUCCCUCUGGGUUAUGGAUUCCUAUUGGCUGAAGGUCUACGUCUGACCUCUGAGGAGCUCCAGAUCAGCCAAUCAGAGGAGGAGUUGCGGCUCUCUGAUAGGCUGCUGAGCCGCUCCAAAGCUGCUCUGCGAUUGGCUGCUUUCUCCACGGUCCAGAUGUUGCUGCCUCCUCGACGUCGCACCUACCAGAUGUUCACUCCUCAGUGUGACGCUGACGGACGCUGGAUGGUCACCCAGUGUUACCACAGCACAGGUCAGUGUUGGUGUGUUGAUGAAGAUGGAGAAUACAUCCCCGACUCUCUGACCAGCCGCUCGGUCCACCUGCCCAGAUGUCUGACUCGCUGUCAGAGAGCUGACGCUCACUAUUUGCUCUCUGGUUGGAUGAAAGGCAUCACCGCCACGUCAGCCUACCUGCCGCAGUGUGAGCAGGACGGUCGGUUCUCAGUGCUGCAGACAGGAGGCGCUGCAGGAUGGUGUGUGAACCCUCAGACUGGAGAGACAAUACGAGCAGCGUCGCAGAAUGCCGCAGGACAGCUGACAUGUCCCAGCUGGUGUGAGCUGCAGGGGCUCCAGUGUCGCCCUGACGGCUCCUUCGCCCCACUACAGUGCGACGCCGCCACCUGCUGGUGUGUGUCAGAGGAUGGACAGGAAGUGGGCGGGACUAGAACACCCCGACAGGCGGGACGCUCGCCAUCAUGUGACCGUCCCCUCUGUCCCACCCCAGUUAUUACCCAUGGUGCACUGCUGUGCCGCCCGGCCGCCAACGGACGUCAGAGCUGUGACCUCAUCUGUCACCACGGUUACCAGAACUCGCUUGGCAUCAGCAGCUUCCAGUGUGAGACGGCAACUCAGCAAUGGGAUGAUGGACCACUGAGCUCCGCCUGCCAGAUCUCUCAGCCUCUCCAGUCGGUGUCGUCCUCUCAGCUCUGGUUGUUGUCGUCGUCCUGCUCUCAGAUCAGCUCGUUACAGUCUCAGCUGUUCAGCAUGAUGACCAGCAGGGGGCUCUGCUCUGCACAGCUUCCUGUGUCGCGCCGCUCUGUGUCGCUGUGUGACGACUCCUCGCUGAGCCUUCGCUGCGACGCCGACGACUCGCUGAGGUUAACGCUCACCUGGACCGCCGCCAUGUCUGACCUGCCGACUGCUGACCUCCCCGACCUGCACGACAUCGGAGUCUUCCUAAACGAGUCCAGACUUCUGGAAGGAGUGCAGGGAAUUCUGGGUAACGUCCGCUCCAUGCUCACAUCAGAGCCAACGCUGGUUUCUAUGACGACACCGAACUUCGGCUGUUCCCGUGGUUACCGCCUGAGCAGUGACGGUGACGGCUGUGUGGUUUGUCCUGCUGGUAGUUUCUCCAGGGAGGGGGCGUGUCUUCUGUGUCCACAGGGAACCUACCAGGACGAAGAAGGGCGGGACUUCUGCAACAGGUGUCCCAGCGGCUCCUCACCUGCCGGAGCUUCAUCCGUCGAUCUGUGUAUGACAGAGUGUCAAGGCCGGGGCCUGCGGUGUUCACAACGAGGCGACUUUCUGCCAGCGCAGCCCGACCUGCAGUCCGGCAGGUGGAGGUGUUUCAGCAGCGAGGGGGCGGAGCUUAAGUGGACGAGCAGCGAUGCGACUCUGACCGAUGCUGAGUGCUCAGUUCUCAGGAAGUUUGAGGAGGUUCCUCGAUCAGACCUGACAGUCGGAGCUGAAGAUGCUGAAGUCCUGCAGACGAUGACGUCUGACCUCACAACCUGUAUCCAAGCCUGUGCAGUAGAGCCGUCCUGCCACCAUGUGGCGCUCUUCAACAGACAGACUCAGUGUGAACUGUACAGCACAAACACAGUGAACACACACUGCAACGCCUCCCAACAGUCCAGCGGGUUUCUGGGUGAUCUGCAGGCCGAGCACUUUGACGGCCUCAGCUGCUCUCUGAGAGUGAGGGGCGGGGCUUCGGAUCUGCUGGUCAUCAGGAAGAAAGGGAUGGAGUUUUCCUCACGGCAGCGGCAGCAAAGCUUCGUGAGGAUGAGGAUGAUGAAGGCGCUCUCAGGUGUGUUCAGGACUCAGGUGUUCUCCUCCAGGCGAAGCUCUCUCUCGGACGUUCACCGUUUCUGUCAGGAUGGCUGCAGCCGCGACGCCUGCUGUGACGGGUUCAUCCUCAACCAGAACGCCCUGGACGGAGGUACUCUGCUCUGUGGUUGGCUGAGAGCUCCGUCAGUGUUGAUGUGUGGGGAGCAGGACUGGGAUGUGAUUGGACAGGGCGUGGCCAGUCGGAUGUGUGGGGCAGGGCUUACCUACAAGAAGGAGCAAGGCAACUUCGUGUUCGACUUCGGAGGACAAAAGUUCACCAUCAGUGGCUCAGCACUGCCAGCUGACAGUAAGAACAAGAAGGACUACCAGACCUCCAUCAUCAGCUUCCAGUCCAUCUACCUGAACUCUGAUUCAGCCGUCAGCAGUUCUGGUUCUGGUUCCUCUUCCUGCCCUGCAGCAGAGCCCAAUCCUCCCCUGGAUGAAUCGGUGCAGCAGAAGUUUGAGUCUCUGUCUGCCGAUGACGUCCUGGUGGAUCCUCAGAGGAAGCUUCCUGUUCUGUCCUUCCUGCUCAACAAGAACAACUACAACUCCCAGCAGGCUUUGCUCUGGUGUCUCACCCGCUGCGAUGCAGAGCUGGAGUGUUCGGUCGCUGACCUCAGAGACGCUGCAGGUUUCUUCAGCUGCUCGUUGUUUCCUGACAGCAGCGUCUGCGGCGCCUACGACAAACCUCUGAGACGGCCGUGUCGCCCCGUGCUGGACCGGACACCCAACAACACCUACAGCAAGAAGGUGAACCUGUCUGGACCAGUGAAGAGUUUCUACGAGAGAGUUUCCUUCCAGAAGAUGGUUUCUUAUUCGGUUCGCAGCAGAGUCCCCCUGAAAGCAAACACUCCGCUGUCUGAAGGGUUCAUGGACUGCGAGCGACGCUGUGAUGAGGAUCCUUGUUGCCGUGGUAUCGGCUUCGUCCGUGACACCAAAUCUCCAGGUGGAUCAGAGGUUGUGUGUCUCGCUCUCAUCAGUCUCGGCGUUCAGACCUGCAGUGAUGCCGACUCGACCUCAUGGAUGACUCAGGACUGUCGACCGUCUGCAGUAAAGACAUCACCAGAGCCUUUCGGCUGGUACCAGAAACCAGUCAAUCAGUGGAGUUCAUCUCCAGCUCUGUGUCCUCCGUUCAACCUACCGCCAACCAAAAACAACGUGUCGAUGGACGAAUGGCGUCUCCUCUCUGACUCAUCCGUCGCCAUCGAUCCGUCUCUUGCUACGUAUGAUGUCAUCCAUGUGAGCCGUGACAUUGCCACCAACCGGGACAAGACCAGGGACUGGUGUCUCCAUGCCUGUCAUCAGGCGGAGUCUUGUGCUGCCGUGUCACUCAGAGAGGCGGAGUCUGCUACGCGCUGUGUCCUCUACCCCGACACGACCGCCUGUGGGUUAAGCUCUGCCCCGGGCUCCUCCAGCCCCGCCUACUCCUGCCGAACAGUUCUCAGAGAGCCCGCCUCCCAGGUGUACCUGAGAGCAGAGCGGUUGCCAUCGGUGACGUCCGUCUCCAUCCCGGGUCAUGGCAUCCUACGGGGCAUUGCCAUGGAAACAGCGCUGGGAUCAGACAGGAGGACGGUGGUUCAGUUCCUCGGAGUCCCGUACGCUCGUCCUCCAAUAGGAUCGCUCCGCUUUGAAGCAGCUCAGCCAGCUGAUUGGUUGGGAACCUGGGAUGCCACAAAACCACGCUCCAGCUGUGUUCAGCCCGGUGACGUUGAGUCUGCAGCCUCCAGUGAGGACUGUCUCUACCUGAACAUCUUCACUCCUGCUGCUCUGAGGGGGCGUGUCCCAGUCCUGGUUUUCUUCUUCAACCCUUCAGCCAAUCAAAGCCCAGGACUGCUGGAUGGCUCCGUCCUCGCAGCUGUGGGUAACAUCAUCGUGGUAACAGCCAGCUACCGGACAGCAGCGCUGGGAUUCCUGAGCACAGGUGCAUCUGGUCUCCGCGGUAACUACGGCCUGUCGGAUCAGGAGGCGGUGCUUCGUUGGGUCCACGCCCACAUCUCCCUGGUGGGCGGAGAUAACACCAGGGUGACCGUGGGGGCGGAGCGUGGCGGCGCUGACAUCACCAGCCUCCACCUGCUGUCGUCUUCACCUCCUCUGUUCCAGCGGAUGAUGCUGAUGGGAGGUUCUGUGUUUUCUCCGGUGCUGAUCCAGACUCCCUCCACCUCCAGACGUCAGGCGAUCGAUCUGGCCGCAGAACUUGGCUGUCCAACCUCUGACGACGACAAGAUGGCCUCCUGCCUCAGAGCGGUGCCGAUGCAGCAGCUGAACACCGCUCAGACGAAGCUGCUUGCCGUCAGAGGCCCGUUUCAGUCCUGGUCUCCGGUCCGUCAGUCCGUCUCCCAGCCGGCAUCCUUCCACAGAGUCGACCUUCUGCUGGGAACCUCUGAGCACGACGGUCUAAUCAGCCGGGCUCGCAGGAUAAAGGACUUCGAGGUUCUGCAGGGUCGAGCCGAUGGGAAGACGGCGUUCUACGAGGCUCUGAGCCGCUCACUGGGCGGAGCCUCUGGAAACCCACUGCUGAAGGAGGCGGCGACCUGGUUCUACUCUCUGGAUCACAGUCCUUCAGCUGCUGGAUACAACCUGUUCUCCAGAGCACUCAACAACGCCACCAGAGAUCUGUUCAUCAUCUGUCCGACACUGCAGAUGGCCAGUCACUGGGCGAAGAGCAACGCUAACGUCUUCCUGUUCCACCAACCAGACAGCAGCGCUCACAGCAGGGCUGAUGUGUCGGUUCCUCUGGACGUCCAGUUUGUUUUUGGGGCUCCUCAUCAUCCACUCAGCUCUCAGCGUUUCAGUUCCUCUGAUCGCCGCCUCUCAUUGGCCGUGAUGAGCUACGCCUCCAGCUUCAUACAAAGCGGGAACCCGAACCCAUCGCGUGUGUGGGCGGAGUCAGCACUGCCCCGCUGGCAGCCCGUCCUGUCCUCUGAGGUCCCACCCACCUACCUGGAGCUAAGCCCCGCCCUCCAGCACCAGGAGGGUCUGAGUCAGAAUGCCUGCUCCUUCUGGAGACAGCUGGGAACCAGACUGACCAGUUCAACAGGCGAGUUGGGGGCGGAGCCUGUCCAGCCUGCUGAGCUCCCAUUGGCUGCUCCAUCCAGCCAAUCACAGACCGAGAAAGAUGCCUACAGUUGAACUGAUGACAUCACCACAUCACCUCAGUUGACAUCACACAGCUUCGUUUCCCAUAAUUCUGUUUGAUUUUCCAAUCAUCAGUUUCCAAUCAUCAAUAAAAGCAUCUGAAACUCC
Messenger RNA from Amphiprion ocellaris (clown anemonefish), 7403 nucleotides. RefSeq names its product thyroglobulin (gene tg). Gene Ontology annotation, biological process: thyroid hormone generation. Bases 72 to 7289 code for a protein of 2405 amino acids. The record is from RefSeq and is a predicted model, not a curated record. NCBI's taxonomy places the organism in Eukaryota, Metazoa, Chordata, Actinopteri, Pomacentridae. The transcript is spliced from 49 exons.